GAAUUGGCCGUCUGCAAGGACGUUUCCCAGGAGAUGCCCGGUUGUUUUGAUGUUUUUACCAUCCUUGUAGGAGGCUUCUCUCAUGUCACCGCAUGGAGCUGGAGCUGAUAGAGGGAGCUCAUCCGCACUCUCCCCAGAGGAACUGUGAUUGUUGGCUGGGAAUUUUGGAGUAGAGCCUGUUGAGGGAUUUCUUUCCCUUGAAUGAAGAGGAAGGAAAAGCAUCUUGGAUACGGUUUGGUUCUCCAUCAGAGUGGUUCCAACAUGGAAAGACCCAACUCACCUGGACUUGAAGCAGGCAGGACUCCUGAGAGCAGUGGGGAAUAUUGGAAAAGAACUACGCAGACGUUCCUGAAUGGCCACAUACAGCGCCAGCGGUUCAGGCAGUUCUCCUACCAAGAGGGUGAGGGGCCAAGAGAGGUUUGCAGCCGCCUCCACGAUCUCUGCCGCCAGUGGCUGAAGCCCGAGCAACACACCAAGGCUGAGAUGCUGGACCUGGUGAUACUGGAGCAGUUCCUGAGCCUCCUGCCCCCAGAGAUGGGGAGCUGGGUCCGAGAGUGUGGGGCAGAGACCUCUUCCCAGGCGGUGGCCCUGGCGGAAGGCUUCCUCCUGAGUCAGGCAGAGGACAAGAGGCAAGAAGAACAGACCCAAAAUAACUGCAUGGAAGUCCAGUCUAAUGUCCCUGCAUCAGAGAAAUCCCCAUCAAACACCAACCAGAGUCUCAGGCAGAAGAAGCUCAAGCAGGAAGGAAAUGGGGCUGCAGCCUUGGGGGGGGCUGGAAUGAUGUUGUUGUCGAAUCCUCAGUUAUUCCUUCCCCUUUCGGAUGGAGUGAAACUGAAUCAGGACCCAAUCAUCUCCUUUGAGGACGUGGCUGUCCAUUUCUCCCUGGAGGAGUGGGCUCUCCUGGAUCCUGAUCAGAAAGUCUUGCACAUGCAGAUCAUGGAGGAGAUUCAUGGGAUUGUGGACUCGCUUGCAGAUAACUGGAAGAAGAGCAAUGUAUGCACCAAACACAAGAAGCAUUUGGGACACAAUGGAGGCCUUCCUAGACAACAGGAAACCCACAGUGAAGAUGAAGAUUCUGACAGAGAAAGGCCCUACAAAUGCAAUGUAGGAGGACAAUGUUUUACCCAAAAUAUGGAACUUGUGCUUCACAAGACACUCCAUGCUGGGAAAAUCCAUUGUACAUGGAAUGAAUCAGAAAAAAGUGUUGCUGAUUGCCAAUUGCCACAUCUGAGCCAAGGAGAAAUCUUUGAAGGACCUGAGGAUUUCAAAAACUGGGAGUUUGGAAAUUUUUUUAUACAGAGUUCACACUUGGUGAAACAUGAGAGAUUUCUCACAGAACAGGAACCAUACCAAUGCCAGGAACGUGGGAAAUGGUUUGCUGACGGUUCAGCCUUGGUGAGGCACAAAAGACUCCAAACAGGAGAGAAGCCAUACCAAUGCCAGGAGUGUGGGAAAUGUUUUACUUGCAGUUCAAACUUGGUGAGGCACAAAAGAAUCCACACAGGAGAGAAUCCAUAUCAGUGCCCGGAGUGUGAGAAAUGUUUUGCUUGCAGUUCAAACUUGGUGACGCACAUGAGACUCCACACAGGAGAGAAGCCAUACCAAUGCCACGAGUGUGGGCAAUGUUUUACUUUCAGUUCACAAUUGGUGAGCCACAAAAGACGCCACACAGGAGAGAAGCCAUACCAAUGCCAGGAGUGUGGGAAAUGUUUUGCUUGCAGUUCAAACUUGGUGACACACAAGAGACUCCACACAGGAGAGAAUCCAUACCAAUGCCAGGAGUGUGGGAAAUGUUUUACUUGCAGUUCAAACUUGGUGAGGCACAAAAUAAUCCACACAGGAGAGAAUCCAUACCAGUGUCAGGUGUGUGGGAAAUAUUUUGCUUCGAGUUCAAACUUGGCGACGCACAAGAGACUUCACACAGGAGAGAAUCCAUACCAAUGCCAGGAGUGUGGGAAAUGUUUUGCUUUCAGGUCACAAUUAGUGAGCCACAAAAGGCACCACACAGGCGAGAAGCCAUACCAAUGCCUGGAGUGUGGGAAAUGUUUUUUUGACAGUUCUGCCCUGGUGAGCCACAAAAGAGUCCACACAGGAGAGAAGCCAUACCAAUGCCAGGAGUGUGGGAAAUGUUUUACUUGCAGUUCAAACUUGGUGAGGCACAAACGACUUCACACAGGCGAGAAGCCAUACCAAUGCCAGGAGUGUGGGAAAUGUUUUGCUCGUAGUUCACAACUGGUGAGCCACAAAAGACUUCAUACUUGAGAGAAGCCAUUCAUAUGCCAGGAGUGUGGGAAAUGUUUUGUUCAAAGUUCCUCCCUUGUGAGCCACCAGGGAGUUCAUACAGGAAAAAAACCAUACAAAUGCACGGAUUGUGGGAAAUGUUUUGUUCACACUUCAUCUCUUAAGAAGCACCAUAAAAUACACACAGGCUAAAAGACAUACAAAUGCCAGGUGUUUGUUUGGGGUUCAUACCUUUUUGAACUAUCACAGACUACAUACAGGAGAAACAUCAUCCAAAGAGCUAGAUAAUAAGUAAUAAAAUGAGUGGCAACAGGGAAAUUGCAGGUCCUGGAUAUUCUGGUAUUGUAGAUGAUACAUUCAACGUUUCCUGAUGAACCCAUGUGAUUCCUUUGGCUUCCAGUAACACUUGGCUUGACUGUGGAGUGAUUUCUUAGACAAAUCUCUUCUUAGUUUCGAACUCUGUUCAGGUUUUUGCUUCUUCUUUUUUUUACUUGGGACUGUUUUGGAGAACUCUUUUGCUUCUUUGGACACCCAGAUCAUCUGAUUUCAAACAGGACCGUUAGAGAAGUUCUGCCAAAGAUUUGGUAGAUUCUCCUUCCUUGUCAUUUCAGUCUCUAAGUUGAGGUCUUCUUCUCUGGAGCAGCAGAAAGCAAGCUUCCUGUGACAAUCCUUCAGAGGGUUAAAUACGAUUGUCAUGCCAUUUAUUUGAAAAAUAAACCAUAUGUAAUUCC
Anolis carolinensis (green anole) is the source of this 2972-nucleotide messenger RNA. Its product is annotated as zinc finger protein 345. Gene Ontology annotation, biological process: regulation of DNA-templated transcription. Lineage: Eukaryota; Metazoa; Chordata; Lepidosauria; Squamata; Anolidae. The record is from RefSeq and is a predicted model, not a curated record. The transcript is spliced from 6 exons.